Molecule: messenger RNA, 3696 nt
Organism: Drosophila hydei
Lineage: Eukaryota; Metazoa; Arthropoda; Insecta; Diptera; Drosophilidae
Product: dynein heavy chain 2, axonemal
Exons: 5
Coding region: 1-3696 (1231 amino acids)
Source: RefSeq, a predicted model, not a curated record
AUGACAUCCUCCAGCGCGGUGGAAGAUGAACGGUUAACUGAUUCGGAUUUAUCCGAUGAUGAGGAGCACAAGGAGGAGGUCCCGCAGGAGGAGAUUCGUCCUCCCACACCACGUCCCACAUACAGUGAUGAGGAUCUUAACCAGCUGAUGGAGUAUAUACAACGCAUGACCACAUUGUAUUUGUUGGAUCAAAUGGAUUGGAGUGAAGCUUCCCUCGAUAAUAUACGACGCUGGCUGCUGGAGGUCAACGAACCGCUGCUCACAAUUUUCUAUGCAGACAAUGUGCUGACAGCUUGUCUGGGGUUCCCUACGAAGCCAGUAGAUGAUAUUAGCUACUUUUUUCGUGCAGAGCCCAACGAGAUAUUCUCCAUCGAUGGCUUCCAUGAUGAGAUUCACUUUGGCACCGUGCACAGCGACGUAGAUGGCUGCUUGAUGCGUCUGCUGGAGCGCUUCUACGCGCCCAUUUUCAGAAACUACCAGGAUUGGAAUCAGACAGUGCGUGCCAGGUUUUGCGCCAGUCUCGACAAGCUGUUGGCCUUCCUCUUUGCCAUAAACUCCAAGAUCGGUGGCAUCACAGCGCUUUAUGUGCCCUUUGUGCUGCAUCAGAUAGGAGGGGAGCAAAUCGUCUGUGACAGGCCGUUGUUCAAGAAUCUCGAAAGCAUCGCCGUCUAUUGGACUACACAGAUACGCACAGUGCUGAGCGAUCGAACACUGAUGGCACCCAAUACGCUGGCAACUGUGAGCGAUGAAUACGAGUUCUGGGAAUACCGAUUGGAGGUGCUGCAGGGACUGAACUCUCAGCUAGAACAGUUCGAUGUGCAGCGCGUGUUCAAGGUGUUGCGUCAAUGGCAGUCGGUGCACAUGCCACAAAUUGAGGAGCUACUCUCAUCUGCUCAGCUAGAGCAAGAGUUGGCUAUGUCGAACAUAAGAUUUUUGCAUUUGCUGAUGGAGCCAUGUGCCAAGAUCGAUGAGUCGAAGUCGUUAGCAGACAUCUCGCAACAGUUGCCGCAAAUUUUUCAUCUCUUGCGUUUCGUUUGGGAGCAAUCGGAUCAUUAUAAAAACAGCGAUCGAAUUACUACACUCUUUCGCAAUCUGAGUAAUCAGAUUAUUAAGUAUUGCACCUCCCAAAUAAAUCUGGACGAGAUCCUGGCAGGUCGUCCGAGAUUUGGCAUUAAGAUGUGCAACAUGUCUGUAGACUGCUGCCUGUCCUACGAGGAGCAGCUGCACCAACUAGAGCUGCAGCAGAUUGGCUGGCAGUUAGACCAGGGCAUCAUAUUUAAUCAUGUGCAUGCUUUUAUGGAGAGAUUGAAUGAUCUGAAGGACAUAUGUGAGGCGAUGAUUGUUUUCGGUCGAAUGGAUGAGCUUGAGACCAUUGACAAGGUUCAGUUCAGUGGCACCACCGGCGAGCAGCUGGAGAGGAUUGCGGUGAAUGUGGAGCAGCAAUUCCUAACCACGCUCGAUCAGCUACGCAGCUCGAAUACGAAGAGCUUGAUGCUGGAUGUCUAUCGUAGCGAGUGGUAUGACAAGAUGGAAGGCUAUCGCAAGGUUGUCCGUGGCAUAGAAGAGACCCAGCAACGACUUCUCUCGAAUGCAUUUCGUCGUGUCUGCAAUGUGGAGGAGACUUUAGAAACUCUCAAUGUUUUACUCUACUAUUCUUACCACUCCACUCUACGCAAAUGUUACCUGGGCCAGGUAAGCAACCUGUGGCACCUGUUCAGCGAGGACAUGGAUGCGACGACAAGGCAGUUGCUGCAGCUAAGGCGAAAGCAACAUCCUUCCUGGCUGCCCCCACAUGCAAGCGUUGCUCUUGCCUAUCGCAUCAACCUGGACCGUUUGACGUGGCUGCGCGAUCGUCUAGCUAAAUGUGGUGCCACCUGGUUGCCUGGCGUGCCACAGGCAGCGAUUGCACUUGAGAAGUUUGAGCUUCUGCGCUUGGAGUUCGAGAAAGAGAUACGAUCUUCGUUUGUGGAGUGGCAAAGUGAAACCGGAAGUAAUCUGGGCCAGAAGCUGGAGAGAUAUUUGGUGUAUCGCAGCAAGCAGUCCAAGUCCCUGCUGCAGUGCAACAUGGAUGCCAGUGCUUUACAGCUCUGCGUGCAGGCGGAGCACUUCGAGAGAUUGGGCUACGCAGUGCCUGCUCCGAUACGCAAGAUCUACGAAAAGCAAGAUUCGUUGAAGCUGGCUUAUAACAGUGUGCUACACGUCUGCCUGGACUACAAUCGCUUGAUAAACAGCCUGUUGCCGAGGGAGCGAAAGCUCUGUCGUCCUUUGAUUCAGUGCCUUGAUAGACAGCUAGCGCCGGGCAUCUAUAAACUAAGCUAUGCCGACGUAUCGAAUGGGGAGCCCAAUGAUAGCUACGACCUUUGGCUGCAGGGAUGUGUUGAGCAUGUGGAGGAGCUCCGCCUAAUUAUCCAGCUCUACAAGCGCGCGAAUCGUCAGAUUGUGCGCAACUGCGAACGGAUUUGCGACACGUCCAUGUUGCGAUUCAACUUUAGUGGAGCCGUGGACAUUUCUGUAUUUGAGCAGCAGCUGAGCAGCUGCUUGAGUAGCGGCAACAGUGCCUUGAGAAAGUACUACAACACCAUUGUGGAGCUCAUGAUGGCAGUCGCUAAUGAGUUUGCGGAGGUGCAAGACGAGCUCUCCAACGAGUGGCAUCAGUAUGUGAAUGUCUUUGAUGAUAUGCUGGCCAGCGCUUUACUCAGCUGCGCCCACAAUUCCUUGCAGCUGCUGCGGGAUGCCUUGCGCGCUGACGAGGAGCUGCCGCCUGGUCCCAUACUUGUCAUGGAAGCCGAUGUCCAGGACUCUCAAAUACAGCUCACACCCAACAUGCAAACAGUUGGCUCCAUGCUGCGUGGCGUCAUCGAUCGCGUGCAGAGUCUGGUGGAUCAGUUUCCACGACUCGGCUACAAGCUGAAGAUCCCAAAGGAAAAGCGGCGUCCGAAUUUCGCUAGAGCCUUUCGUGAGGAUACGGAAUGCUCGGAGCUGGUGCGCGACAUCGAGACAGAGAUCGCUCGACAGCAGACGAAGAUUGAGGAGUAUUUGAUCCAUUGGCAGGCACAUCACGCGCUAUGGGAGCUCACAGAGGAGGCAUUUACGCAGCGUAUGCUGGCUAGCGCCAAGACAGCGGGCGUAUUCGAGGGCAGCAUCAAGCACUAUAGCUCGCUAGCAGAUGAUAUUUCGUUCAUGGACGCCAUUGCCCAUGUUCACUUUGUUCUCAUCAAUCAGAAUCCCAUUAAGAGCACUCUGCUCGACUGGAUUGAGAAGUGGCAGGCGCUAAAUAUUCAAAUAUUGCUGCAACAUGCAACGGGUCUCAUGGAAGCUAUCUAUCGCUAUAUGGAACGCAAUGAGCGCAAAGUGCUGCGAGUGCCGCGCACACACAGCGAAUCUAUUGUGGCCAAUCAGCUGUUCGAGCGUCUCGUCCAGGCUGUGCCACAGAAACAGUCCAGAUUCACGCCCAUGCUGGAGCUGUUUGUGCUUUUACAUAAAUAUCGAGUCGCCUUGUCGGACGCAACACGUCAACAGAUCAUCGAGCUGGAAGCUAAUUGGCUGCGAUAUCUGCAAAUACUGUUGGAGGCUGAUGAAAUGCUCGAUAACGAGGGCGAUGAGCAUAAGAUCCUGCUGGCCCAGCACGCAGAUAAGUUCAGGCUUAUAUUGAAGCAGUUUCAUGAGGAUUACUUCUCCAAGUUGCCCAAGAAGUAG